Messenger RNA from Amborella trichopoda, 2432 nucleotides. Its product is annotated as protein AUXIN SIGNALING F-BOX 3. Gene Ontology annotation, biological process: SCF-dependent proteasomal ubiquitin-dependent protein catabolic process. The record is from RefSeq and is a predicted model, not a curated record. Gene Ontology annotation, cellular component: SCF ubiquitin ligase complex. NCBI's taxonomy places the organism in Eukaryota, Viridiplantae, Streptophyta, Magnoliopsida, Amborellales, Amborellaceae. Gene Ontology annotation, molecular function: protein binding.
AUAGAGGUGCGGCCCUAUCAAGCCAUUUUCCUUCCUUAAAUAUAUAAUAAUCCACCUCCGGACAGAGAGAGGGAGAGCUGCUUUUCUCAGUAUGUUUUAGAGGGACGUUUCAGCCUCUCACUGUGGAUUUUGGGGCUAAAAUCUCGGCUUAUUUUUUUUUAUUCUCUGCCAUUCACUGUCACCCCAACCCCAAAAACUGCACACAAAAGAAGACCCUCUUCCCCCUUCUCUAUGCAUCCCAACCUCAUCUCUCUUUGGCUCUCUCUCUCCUCUCCAUCUCCACCGAACAUCUGUUUCUGACUCUGGAUUCUGUAAUGGCUGUUUCUCUCUCAAGAUUUGCCCCAAGAUAGGUACCCAUCUAUUCCCCAAGGAAAACCCAUAAUGUAAAAACUCAUUUCCAGACCUCGGAACCCCAGCUCUGAUGGUGGUUUCCUGCAACUAGCGUUUUAGAGCGAGAGAGAUGGGUUUGAGGAGUGAGAAACGGAGACACGAAGAAACCCAUGUCUCUGCUUUUCCAGAUGAGGUGCUGGAAAACGUUCUGGCCUUUGUGAAAUCGCACAAGGAUAGGAGCUCUGCGUCCCUUGUGUGCAAGCAUUGGUAUGAGGUAGAGAGAUGGAGUAGAAACAGUGUUUUUAUUGGGAAUUGCUACUCUCUUUCUCCUGAAAUCUUAGUCAAGAGGUUCCCCAACAUUCGAAGCAUAACACUGAAGGGGAAGCCCCGUUUCUAUGAUUUCAAUCUUGUUCCUCCUGAUUGGGGUGCGGAUGUUCACUCAUGGCUUGUUGUAUUGGCAAAAGCUUACCCUUUUCUUGAGGAGCUCAGGCUUAAGAGAAUGACUGUUGAGGAUGAAAGCCUAGAGUUUUUGGGUCAAAGUUUCCCCAAUUUCAAGGCUCUCUCUCUAGUGAGUUGUGAUGGAUUCAGCACUGAUGGGCUUGCUGCAAUUGCAUCUAGUUGCAGGAAUUUGGAGGAGCUGGAUUUACAAGAGAAUGGCAUCAAAGAUUAUGGUGGGCAUUGGUUAAGCUGCUUCCCUGAGAGUUUUACAUCCAUGGUGGCUCUCAAUUUUGCAAAUCUCAACAGCGAGGUCAAUUUCGAUGCCCUAGAGAGGCUUGUAACAAGAUGCAAAUCACUCAAGGUCCUUAAGCUCAAUAGGAGUGUAUCUCUAGAGCAGUUGCAGAGGCUUCUAGUUAGAGCUCCACAGCUCACAGAGCUCGGAACUGGCUCCUUCUCUCAAGACCUGAGCCUCAAGCAAUAUUCUGAGCUCGAGCAAGCCUUUAGCAAUUGCAAGAGCAUACACACUUUAUCAGGACUAUGGGAAGUCACUUCUCUCUAUCUACCUACCAUAUAUCCAGUUUGUUCAAACCUCAAGUUCUUGAAUCUUAGCUAUGCUGGCCUGAGGAGCCCUGAACUUGCAAGGCUUUUAGAGAGCUGUCCUAAUCUGCAAUGCCUUUGGGUGCUGGACACUGUAGGGGACAAAGGCCUUGAGGCUGUGGCAUCGAGCUGCCCAAACCUCAAAGAGCUCCGUGUCUUCCCUGCUGACCCCCACGACUUUGAUGCUGGCGGUGUCACUGAGGCUGGUCUCGUCGCCGUGUCCCGCGGCUGCCCCACCAUAAAUUACAUCUUGUACUUUUGCCGGCGCAUGACCAAUGAGGCUGUCUCCACUGUUGCCAUAAAUUGUCCGGGCUUCACCCACUUCCGACUUUGUAUCCUAAACCCCUAUCAACCUGACCAUCUAACCCAUGAGCCCAUGGAUGAGGCCUUUGGUUCGGUGGCUCGAUAUUGUCCUAUGCUCCAAAGGCUCUCUAUUUCAGGUCUCUUGACUGAUAGGGCCUUUGAGCUCAUUGGUAUGCAUGCCAAGAAACUCGAGGCCCUCUCUGUUGCCUUUGCCGGGUCGACAGAGAGCGGGUUGGAGUAUGUUUUGCGGGGAUGCCUUAAGCUUAGGAAGCUCGAGGUGAGGGAUUGCUCGUUUGGUAAUGCCUCUUUAAUGUCGGGGAUUGAAAGGUAUGAGUCAAUGAGGUCUUUGUGGAUGUCGGCAUGUAAUGUUACAAUGAGUGCAUGUCGAUGUUUGGCAAGAGAGAGACCAAGGCUCAAUGUGGAGGUUAUUAGAGAGGAAGAGGGUGACGGUACAAAGGCAGAGAAGGUGUAUGUUUAUCGGUCUGUUGCUGGGCCAAGGAAGGAUUGCCCACCCUUUGUGCGCACGCUUUGAGACUGAUGGUGGUGUUGUAGUUGUGGGGUUGCAUUUGUAUUUGGAUCUGUCUUGUAGGGGCUGGCCUAGCUGGGUGGGGUGCUCUUCUUUGUCAUGACGAUUUUGGGUGAUUCCGUGUCUGGUUGCCGUUGAUCGUGAGAUAUUUAUUUUGCCUCGCAGGCGUGUCAUGAACUAUCUGGCCAGCUGUUUGGGUAUUUUCUUUGCAGCAUUAAGUUUUUUUAUUGGUAAUGUC